AGGUGUGCAGCUCAGGUUUGGUUCCCGGAGCCAGCCGGGCCCCUGCUGGGGGGAAGAGGAGGCACCAUGGGGUCAGGAGGACAAGUCCGGCUCCUGCUGUGGAAGAACUGGACCAUCCGCAGGAGGCAGAGGGUGCGUUUCUUCAUGGAGAUCAUGUGGCCUGUGAUGCUGUUCAUGGGUCUGGUGUGGCUACGGAGAGUGAAUCCCCUCUACCGCCAACACGAAUGCCACUUCCCGAACAAGGCCAUGCCUUCAGCUGGUGUCCUGCCGUGGAUCCAGGGAAUCUUCUGCAAUGCCAACAACCCUUGUUUUCAAUACCCCACCCGAGGUGAAUCUCCUGGCCUGGUGUCCAACUACAACAACUCCAUACUGGCGCGGUUCUACUCGGAUGCUGAAGAGCUCCUCUUCAGUGACCCGGAGUUCCUGCAGGUCGGUCGCCUCUGGAGGGAACUGAAUGCCAUGAGUAACUUCAUGGACACCCUGCGCUCUCAUCCGGAAAAGGUCUCAGGUAGAGGAGUGAUGGUGGAAACUAUCCUGAAGGACGAUGAAACUCUGACGUCAUUCCUGCUGAGAGACAUUCCUCUGACAGAGUCUGUGGUCUAUCAUCUAGUUCAUGCCCAAAUCAGGACCGAACAGUUUGCUUUUGGGGUCCCAGACUUGCAUCUAAAAGACAUCGCUUGCAGCCUGAACCUGUUGGAGCGAUUCCUCGUCUUCCAAAGCCGCCGAGGACUCUACGACGUCCGCAACGCCAUGUGCAUCCUCACCCCACAACGGCUGCAGAUCAUUGAGGACAAAUUCUACGCCAACGUGGACUUUUUCAAACUUUUCCGGCUGCUUCCCCGCGUACUGGAUAAUUACUCCGAUGGCAUCAAUAUUCACUUCUGGGUUCGGGUCGUGUCUGCCAUUUCAGACAAACUGGAAGAGCUGUUCAACAGAAACAGCUUCAGGGAGUUCAUGGAGGUCAUGACUCCCCUCUUCCAGAAGGAUCUGUCUUUCAGGCAGGUGAUGGCUGCCGCCUCCAGGCUGGUAUGUGGCUACACCGAAGGGGCUUUUUCCCGAGUCACCUCCUUUAACUGGUACGAGGACAACAACUACAAAGCCUUCCUGGGGAUCGGCAGCGGGAGGCCGAAGAGUGACUACGUGUAUGACAACAGCACCACUCCGUUCUGCAACGACCUGAUGAGGGACCUGGAGUCGCAUCCCGCCACCAGGCUUGUGUGGCACUCCGUGAAGCCGAUGCUGAUGGGACGGAUCCUGUACGCGCCAGACUCCCCGGCUGUCAGGCAGGUCAUACGAAAUGCAAACACUACAUUUGAGGAGCUGGAGAGGCUGAGGACGAUGGGGAAGGCCUGGGAGGAGGUAGCGCCGCAGAUUUGGGCUUUUUUCCAAGAUGGAAUCCAAGUCAGGAUGAUCCGGGAUACCAUCAACAAUCCAUCUGUGAUGGAUUUCAUCGACAGGAGUCUGGAAGAUGCACCUUUCUUCUCCAAACACUUCCUGAACUUCCUGCACAAUGGCCCACCAGAGAACCGUCCAUAUGACAUGCCUAACUUUGACUGGCGGGACGUCUUCCGCCUCAUCGACCGGGUCAUCCGGAUGCUCAAUCAGUACGGAGAAUGUAUCGUCCUCGAUAAGUUCACGGCUCUGCCUGACGAGGACGCCGUUACCCAUCGUGCCUUACAUCUGUUGGAGGACGGCAAGUUCUGGGCAGGCCUCGUCUUUAUGAACAUGUAUUCUUGGACUACUAAUGUUCCGCCUCACAUGAAGUUCAAAAUCCGCAUGGAUAUCGACACCGUGGAGCGCACCAAUAAAGUCAAAGACAGGUACUGGGACCCUGGACCCAGGGCUGAUCCAAUGGACGACUUGCGCUACGUUUGGGGCGGCUUCGCUUACCUGCAGGACAUCAUAGAGCACGGGAUCAUCAAGACUCAGACAGGAAAGGAGUGGCCUCUGGGUGUCUACCUGCAGCAGAUACCCUACCCUUGUUAUGUGGAUGAUCUCUUCAUGCUGACCCUGAACCGCUGUUUCCCCAUCUUCAUGGUCCUGGCCUGGGUCUACUCUGUAUCCAUGGUGGUGAAGAGCAUCGUUCUGGAGAAGGAGCUGCGCUUGAAGGAGACCCUGAAGGGCAUGGGGGUCACCAACGGUGUCAUUUGGUCUACUUGGUUUAUUGAAAGCUUUAUCAUGAUGGGCACCAGCACAGCUCUUCUCACAGUCAUCAUCAUGGGAGGGAGAGUACUGAACUACAGCAAUCCCGUCAUCCUUUUCCUCUUUCUGCUCACCUUCACCACGGCUACCAUCAUGCAAUGCUUCCUGCUGAGUGUCUUCUUCAACCAGGCCAACCUGGCUGCGGCUUGCUGCGGCAUCGUUUACUUCACCCUUUAUCUUCCACACAUCUUCUGCUUCGCUUGGCAAGACCACAUCACCAAAGACAUGAAGAUCCUGGUGAGUCUGCUGUCCCAAGUGGCCUUCGGCUUCGGUACAGAGUAUUUAUCCCGGUACGAGGAGCAGGGCAUGGGUCUCCAGUGGGAUAACAUCCGGACCAGCCCCCUGGAGGGAGACGAGUUCUCCUUCCUCACCUCCAUUUGCAUGUUGGGCCUGGACACGGUGCUGUACGGCGUUGUGGCCUGGUACCUGGACAAUGUCUUUCCAGGACAAUAUGGAAUUGGCCGCCCAUUUUAUUUCCCCUUCCUGCCUUGUUAUUGGCUCAACAGUGUGGCUCCAGCUUCAGGGAUUGACAACAUUGCGUCUGAUAAAAAAGGCUUCGAUAACCUGGCAAAAAAGGAACAAGUGGAGGUGCAGAAACAAGAGGAGGAAAAUGCUGAGAAGGAAAACUCCCAAGCCAAGGAUGCCAUCCCCUCAUGCGAGCACCACGAUGAGCGCGAGAGGCUGGGGAAGGAGGACCAGUCUGAAGAUGAGAGAAGCCACGAGAACGAUGAGCACUCCUUCUUUGAAGGAGAGCCAGAAGAUCUGGUGAAGGGAGUUUGUGUCCAAGACCUGGUCAAAGUGUUCAGCAGUUGCUCCCCACCGGCCGUCGAUGGGCUCAGCAUCAAUUUCUACGAGAGCCAGAUCACCGCCCUCCUCGGCCACAACGGAGCUGGAAAGACCACCACCAUGUCCAUCUUGACUGGCAUGUUCCCUCCCACCUCGGGGACGGCCACCAUUUAUGGCAAGGACAUCCGCACGGACAUGGACAGCAUCCGGCUGUCUCUGGGCAUGUGCCCUCAACACAACAUCCUCUUUCAGCACAUGACCGUGGCGGAGCAUAUUCUCUUCUACUCGCUGCUGAAGGGCAGCCCGGCGGCCGAGGCUCAGGAGGAAGUGGAGAACAUGCUGCAGGACCUGGGCCUUCCUCACAAGAGAGAUGAGCUGGUUCAGAACCUCUCAGGGGGCAUGCAGAGGAAGCUGUCAGUGGCCCUGGCUUUUGUUGGUGGAGCCAAGGUGGUGAUCCUGGAUGAGCCCACCUCUGGGGUGGACCCAUACUCCCGGCGCUCAAUCUGGGACCUCCUGCUCAAGUACCGCACAGGGCGCACGGUGAUCAUGUCCACCCACCACAUGGAUGAGGCGGACCUGCUGAGCGACCGGGUGGCGAUCAUCUCUCAGGGUCGCCUCUACUGCUGUGGAUCCCCCAUAUUCCUCAAGAACUGUUUUGGUGCAGGCUUCUACCUCACGCUCGUACGCCGCAUGAAGCACGACGCCCUCAAGCCCGGCUGUGACUGCACGCAGGACUGCUCCUGUCAAUGCUCCAAGUGUUCCAAGUUUAAAGCGGAUCAGGAGGAGAGUCAGGUCACAGACAGACAGAUGGAGGGUAACAUGGACAGCAUCGUAGCCUUGGUCCACCACCACGUGCCGCAGGCUCGUCUCAUCGAGACCAUCGGCCAGGAGCUGACGUUCCUGCUGCCCAACCGGAACUUCCAGCCCAGAGCCUACGCCAGCCUGUUCAGGGAGCUGGAGGAGACGCUGGUGGACAUCGGCCUCAGCAGCUUCGGCGUGUCCGACACGUCUCUGGAGGAGAUAUUUCUAAAAGUCACUGCAGACGGAAAUGCAACCAGCAAGAAAUUCAUCCAAGGGAUAAAAGCCUUACAAAAGAUUUCGCGAGCUAGUUUCUUUGGAUCCAACAGAGCUGCUGUUGAUGUGGAAGCACCCAAAGAGACGAACGGCCGGGGCCCGGGAGACGUCUCGGAGGACGGUGCGGGGAGGGGGUCGUACCAGGUCCGAGGCCUCAGUCUCACAAUCAAGCAGUUCUUUGCCCUGCUGAUCAAGAGGUGGCAUCACGCCACGCGCUCCUACAAAGACUUCAUCGCCCAGAUUGUGCUUCCAGCCAGCUUUGUUUUCCUGGCACUGACGUUCACGCUCAUCGUCCCACCGUUUGGAGAGUACCCCAGCCUGACCCUGUCCCCCUGGAUGUACGGCCGACAGUACACCUUCUUCAGCAAUGAGCAUCCCAUGGAUGCUCAGAUGAGAUACUUUGCGGAGGUGUUGUUGGAUAAGCCGGGUUUUGGGACUCGCUGUAUGGUGGACGAACCGCUGGAAGAUUUCCCUUGCAACAACAUCACCACUGAGUGGGAGAUGCCUCUGGUCAACCCUGCCCUGAUAGAAAUGCUGGAGGGGCCAGAGUGGGACUCGCUCAGGCCGUCUCCUGAGUGUCAGUGCAGCACGCCCAAGAAGCUCACCAUGCUCCCCGUGUGUCCCGAGGGAGCCGGAGGCCUGCCGCCUCCGCAGAGGAUCCAGUCAACAGGAGAUGUGCUGAUGGACCUCACUGGCAGAAACAUCUCUGACUACCUGGUGAAGACCUACCCUCGCCUGAUCAGAACCAGCUUGAAGAGCAAAUACUGGGUGAAUGAGCAAAGGUAUGGAGGUAUAUCAGUCGGGGGACGGCUCCCUGCGUUAGAGGUGGAGCCGAAGACCAUUCAGGAUGUAGCGGUUCAGCUGGGGCGGCUUCUCAACGUUACUGGGGGCGAAUACUGCAAACAAACAUACAAGGACGUGGGGACGUUCCUUAGGUACAUGGAAACUCCAAACAAUGUCAAGGUGUGGUAUAACAAUAAAGGUUGGCAUGCCAUGGUAUCUUUCAUGAAUGUGGCCAACAACGCCAUCCUGCGUGCAAACCUGCCCAGGGGAGCCAAUCUGGCCGAGUAUGGAAUCACCGCCAUCAACCAUCCUCUGAACCUGACCAAAGAGCAGCUCUCUGAGAUCACCGUCCUGACCACCUCGGUGGACGCAGUGGUGGCCAUCUGCGUCAUCUUCGCCAUGUCCUUCGUCCCCGCCAGCUUCGUCCUGUACCUCAUCCAGGAGCGGGUCACUCAGGCCAAACACCUGCAGUUUGUCAGCGGCGUCAGUCCACUGGUGUACUGGAUGGCCAACUUCCUCUGGGACAUGGUCAAUUACUCCAUCAGUGCAGCGUUGGUGGUGAAGAUUUUCCUCUUCUUUGAUAAGAAGUGCUACACGUCUCCGACCAACCUGCAGCCACUUAUUGCCCUGCUAAUGCUUUACGGCUGGUCUGUGACUCCGAUGAUGUACCCCAUGUCUUACGUGUUCAGUGUCCCGAGCACAGCGUACGUCUCCCUGUCAUGUAUCAAUCUGUUCAUCGGCAUCAACAGCAGUGCCAUCACCUUCAUCCUCGACCUCUUUGAAGGCACCUCGGCGCUGUUCAGAUUCAACCAGCUGUUAAAGGCGGUGCUGCACAUCUUCCCCCAUUACUGCCUGGGCCGAGGUCUCAUAGACAUGGCCAUGAACCAGGCCGUGACUGAUGUCUACACUCGCUUUGGGCAGGAGUACAGUCCAGAUCCCUACCACUGGAACUUCAUUGGGAAGAACUUGUUCUGCAUGGCUGUCGAAGGAUUUGUCUACUUCGUCCUCAACAUUAUCUUCCAGUACAGCUUCUUCCUGGAUCAGUGGGUUCCAGAUCGCCCAAAGCCUCAUAUUUCGGAGGAAGAUGUGGAUGUGGCGGAGGAAAGAACGCGAAUCCAGCGGAGCGAAAAAACAAGUGACAUUUUACGCAUAAAAGACCUGUCCAAGACGUAUGCAGGAACAAUCAUCCCUGCUGUGGACCGAAUCUGUGUCGGGGUGUCACCCGGAGAGUGUUUCGGUCUUUUGGGCGUUAACGGAGCAGGAAAGACCACCACAUUUAAGAUGUUGACAGGAGACAUACAUGUGACUUCAGGAGACGCCUCCAUCGCGGGUCACAGCAUCUUGACCAGUAUCCUGGACGUCCACCAGAACAUGGGUUACUGCCCACAGUUUGACGCCAUAGAUGAGCUGCUAACAGGCAGAGAGCACCUGCAUCUUUACGCCCGCCUCCGCGGAGUCCCAGAGUCUGAGAUCAGCAAGGUAGCAGAAUGGGCCAUCCAGAAGCUGGGCCUGUCAGAAUACGCAGGUCAAAGUGCAGGGACCUUCAGCGGAGGCAACAGGAGGAAACUCUCCACCGCCAUUGCCAUGAUAGGUUGUCCUGCUCUGGUGCUGCUGGAUGAGCCAACCACAGGUAUGGACCCGCUGUCCAGACGCUUCCUGUGGAACUCCAUAAUGAGCGUUAUUCAGGACGGACGAGCCGUCGUCCUCACAUCACACAGCAUGGAGGAGUGCGAGGCGUUGUGCACCCGCUUAGCCAUUAUGGUCAAUGGCUCCUUUAAGUGUCUGGGAACCAUUCAACAUCUCAAAUACACGUUUGGCGACGGCUACGUGGUUACCAUGAAGAUCAGGGCGGCUAAGCCCGGCUGCGCUCCGGACCUGAAUCCUGCCGAAGCCUUCAUGGAGGGCACCUUCCCCGGCUGCAUCCAGCGGGAGAAACACUACAACACCCUGCAGUACAAGAUCUCCUCCUCCUCUCUGGCCCGCAUCUUUCAGAUGGUCCUGGCCAACAAGGACAAGCUCAACAUCGAGGACUACUCGGUGUCACAGACCACUCUGGACCAGGUGUUUGUGAAUUUUGCCAAGCAACAGUCGAGGGAGGACGACGCCAUCGUGCUGCAUCCGAAAGCUGCCGGGGCGCAGCGCUAUAUCGACUCCAUGCCCAUCAAGUCUUUCAGGAAGUGAAGGCACCUCAGGGUUUUCACUGCUCUGUGGAUUUGUCUCCACAACACAGACGGCUCUCUCUCCGCAGAAUGACUGGUGUCGUCAUCUCCCAGAGACGGCGGUGCCUGAAUGGGCUCUGGACGUGACGGCCGCUGGUGUCGGACGCGUGCUCCACCUCACAAUGAAGCACCUGUAGUUGUCAGACUGAACUCGGAUAGACGUCGGCCUAUUAGGACUCGCUCUUCUUUGCUUUUCCAACAACAGGGUUAGUGAGCUUUACAUUUGGAAAGUGUGGAGCAUUUAUGUGCCUGCUGUACGUCCCACUUCCUGCUCACCCAGUAGGCCUUGUGAACCAAGAGAAGCAAACAUUUAGCAAUAAGAAAAGGACGGUGGCUUUCAGCGAUGACGCAUCACAGAGGGUUACAAGAACGCAUAGGUGCUCUGUAUUCUUUGCUUCAGAUGCCAAGCAAGAUUGAGUUUAUUUGCCUUUUUAAACAUGUAACAAACAAAAAAAAGCACUCAGACGCAUAAUUUUAGCACUUUAUUGAUCAGAAGCAUCACAGUUUGUACCAAGACGUUUGGUAGUAUUGUAGUGCAAUACGUCCGACAGUUAUUACAAAACCUCUCUGCUGCUGUCCCACUCAUCUCAAAUCACAGGGAUAUUUUUGUUUCUACAGUUUGUUCUGUUUCAUAUCUGCAUUUGAUCCUGCAUGUGUAACUUUCCUAAUCUGCCUGCAUCACACCAGCAACGAUGUAAUGAAAAGUAAUGUUUAUAUAACAAGUAUAAUUUUAAAUAAAAUUAUUUUUUUUGUGUA
Molecule: messenger RNA, 7820 nt
Organism: Cololabis saira (Pacific saury)
Lineage: Eukaryota; Metazoa; Chordata; Actinopteri; Beloniformes; Belonidae
Gene: abca4a
Product: ATP-binding cassette, sub-family A (ABC1), member 4a
Exons: 51
Coding region: 67-7026 (2319 amino acids)
Biological process (GO): lipid transport; transmembrane transport
Cellular component (GO): membrane; intracellular membrane-bounded organelle
Molecular function (GO): lipid carrier activity; ATP binding; ABC-type transporter activity
Source: RefSeq, a predicted model, not a curated record